Molecule: messenger RNA, 2561 nt
Organism: Toxoplasma gondii ME49
Lineage: Eukaryota; Apicomplexa; Conoidasida; Eucoccidiorida; Sarcocystidae
Product: mandelonitrile lyase, putative
Exons: 15
Coding region: 1-2391 (796 amino acids)
Molecular function (GO): oxidoreductase activity, acting on CH-OH group of donors
Source: RefSeq, a predicted model, not a curated record
AUGAUUGAAGGGACAACGCAAGACGUUAAUAUUAUACCAAAUAUCUUCGAGAAGAAGGCACCAACUGUCAAAUCGGUUAUCGACUCGCCUGAAAAGUUCGACUACAUCGUUGUUGGCUGCGGUGCUGCUGGUUGUCCUGUUGCUGGAUACUUGGCGAAUCAAGGCAACAGUGUCCUCCUUAUUGAACGCGGGCCAGUUAGAUCUCACGAUGACACGCCAAAUGCUGUGAGCACGCAUGGAGCAGGAAUGGGCAUAGCUGAUCCGAGUAUCAGCCAACCUAUUUCGACAAGAAACGGCGUUAUCACUCACGUUGGCGCCGUCAUGGGCGGAGGCACCUCCAUCAGCCUGGGAAUUUAUAUAGAAGAACCCUGGUCGUUUUUUGAGUACCUAAACCGCGUCUACGACGCAGGCUGGGAGGAAAGCCUAUUUCGCAAGGCGCAUAAAGAAGUUCAGAAAAUUUUCGGCGAUGACGUUGGCCAGUAUGUGACACCAAAUGACACACGUUUUGGUCCCGCUGUCGGUGAGGCACUUUGGCGCCAGGGAUACGAACCCCUAGGGGGACGUCUGCCCGCCCAGGCGUCUCCAGGAAUCAAGUUCAGCAACAAGGACGGGUUUCGAAUGGCGUCAGAUUUUUUCGUAUCCAGAGGUUACCUUAAAAAGGGCUUUCGGAAGAACUUGACUGUCAGGACGAACAACUUUGUGGAACGAGUAGAGUGGGAGAGGGACGCGAACGGACCAAUAGCCAGAUGCGUGAUCUACCACAAAACCACACCCAAGGAUACAAGAGGACAUGGGAACCUAGUCCGCGUUCCCCACGCUUCAAGCAGCUCAAGUAAGUCAUGGAUCAAUGCUCCACGAACAAGCUACCAUACCGAAAAGGUCAAGAAAACAGAAGGCUGCCUCGCCGCCAAUGUCGGCCAAGUCAGCGGCGCCAGAGUUGCUGAGGGUGUGAUUUACGCAACGAGAUUUAUUUUACCUCCACUGUAUCGCAGCGACCCUGUGGCAGAUGCUCUGUUCGAGACGCUUCAAGCCUGUUCCGAACAUCGAGAGCCUUUUGGCAUCGCACUGCUGAAGCCACUCUGUGCAGUUGCAUACCCAAUUAUCAAGUGCUUCCGGCAAGUGUACGCGAAAUUCUACUAUACCGCCCAACCAAAAUCACGAGGAACAGUCCGUCUGUCAGAAGACGGGAAACUCGAAGUCAACAGCAACCACCUGCAACACGAAGAGGAUCUUUUCGAUGCUGUUCGUGGCGUCUCAACUUUACUACACAUGGCAAAUCAAAACACCUACAAGAAAGUCGUGCAGGACAACACUGCGUUGUCGUGUCCUGCGACAAUUCUAAAUGGCCUUCUGGACCUCAUGACUACAAUAGGGAGCACAUCAACUGUCUUCUUGACCAAACCAACGAACUUCUACUUGAUACAAAACCACCUUCAAGACCUCAUCCCUCCGAAACACAGACGGCUCCGGCGGAUUGUCAAACUCGAUGGGCGAGUUAAGCCACGAAAACUUCAAGGAGUCCACGCUGACGGGGAUACCCAAACUGAAGGUUCCGCAUACGAGUUCGAAGAUUACAGCGACCACGUGUUGGACGGGCUCGACCUCGAAACUAUGGACGCUGUUGGCAUAAAAAAACGUCUAGAAGAAAUAGGCUUCGACUUUGAUUCCUACGUUAAACACCUGAAGGCGCAGUCUGAGGCGAACAACUCAAAUGAGGCCACAGAGGUUUUCUUGGGUUGCGAUCCACAGCCAGAAUCAGCGACACACAAUUUUACGAGAAAUUCUACCGUUCCUUGUUCCGCUCCUACGGCCACUGAGCAGCAGCAUUCCGUUGCCCGUAAUGCCGAAGAAACAGUGGCGCUACGGCAGGCGGUGGAGGAGUGCAGAGAAGACUGCUCGUCGAUGGGAGGCGACGCGCCUGAGCCUUUUUGCCCUGCAGCUGAUGUGUGCUGCUCUGUGUUUGGCAAUUCCAAAUGUCUCAGCACGGCAGCAGAGAGGCGAGAAAAGAUGAGCGCCUUGCUAAAUGAGGCUACCCAUUCCAAGAUAGCCAGACAAUAUUUGCCAGAGAUCCCUUUUCCAGGCCAGCCCGGAACACAGGCCUCAGGCAUGCAAUGGGCUGCAUCUUAUCCUCCUCUUUUACCUAAUCCACGAGACGCCAAGGCCGUUGCAAAAUAUGCGCUCUCCUAUAUGUCAAGUAUAUGGCACCACGCAAAUACGGUUCCGAUGGGGAAGAUUGUCGACAAGAAUUUCGACCUCAUUGGGGCUAAACGACUUUCCGUAAUCGACAGCUCCGUGUUGAACGAACUCCCCAGGAUGAAUCCCACAGCAACAAUGCUGAUGCUUGGCAUAUACGGUGGAAUGGUGAAGCAGAGGCAACGAAUGGCGAGCUGAAGCUCCCUGCCGUCUCCCGCAUGCGACAACUCUGUCUCUCACCAAUUUGAGGCAGUUUCUUGUUCUUUACCUGUUUGCCGUCUUUGAAAAAAAACGCAGCAUUGCGAAACAUGCUCGUCCCGUUUGCUUUGCCCGAUACCACAACUCCUGGCGCUGCUUGGUGUUGUGUG